AAACUGAGUGAAGAACAUUUUGAAACUGGGCUGGUUUGUUUCAUGACUCACCAGUGAAUGCUGCAGUUCAGCUGAAACACACAGUGUGUUCCCUCCCCUCUGGCACAGCGAAGAGCUCCAGCUCCUGCUACAUCCACAAUCCCCUCCUAAUCUUAAUACCUGAUCCAUUUCUCGUCACUCUUUCUAAACUCAGGGACAGAGUAGAAACUUGGUAAAAAUUGCAAACCUGGACAAAAUAGUCUUCCUGCGAUUCUAAUAGGCAUCUAUUAGUAAAUGGUGACCAUCCUCCUAGAAAAUGAGGCUCGCCUACUUUCUCCUCACCAUCCUGCUUCAGGACUGUUUUCUGUUGCAAAAAGCACUUGGGCAAGGGACAGAAGUAUCUAACAGUGUGUUAACCUUCCAAGAUUGUCCUGUGGAUCUGUUUUUUGUCCUGGAUACCUCUGAGAGUGUUGCCUUAAGGAUAAAGCCUUUUGGAGCCUUGGUUGACCAGAUCAAGAUAUUCACAAAUCGAUUCAUUGAUAAGUUAACUAACAGAAAUUAUCGGUGCGGCAGGGAUUUAGUCUGGAAUGCUGGAGCCUUGCAUUACAGUGACGAGGUGGAGCUGAUCAAGGAACUCACCCGUAUGCCCAGUGGACAGACUGAGUUAAAGAACAGAGUUUCUUCGGUAGUUUCCAUUGGGAAAGGGACAUACACAGACUGUGCAAUCAAAAGAGGGAUCGAGGAGCUGCUCAUUGGAGGGUCUCAUCAGAAGGAAAAUAAAUACCUGAUUGUGGUGACAGAUGGACAUCCCUUGGAAGGCUACAAAGAGCCCUGUGGGGGACUGGAAGAUGCUGCCAAUGAAGCAAAGCAUCUGGGGAUCAAAGUGUUCUCUGUCGCUAUAUCUCCAGACCAUCUGGAAUCCAGGCUAAGUGUGAUUGCUACAGACCACACCUAUCGCCGCAAUUUCACAGCAACUGGACUGUCUUCAUCCCCACGUGAUAUUGAUAAUACAAUUGACACCAUCAUUGAUAUGAUUGAAAAGAAUGUGGAGCAUGAGUGCUGCUCAUAUGAAUGCCAGCCUGCUCGAGGCCCCCCAGGACCAGCCGGGGAUCCAGGAUAUGAGGGAGAAAGAGGGAAACCUGGCCUACCAGGAGAGAAAGGUGAAACAGGAGAACCUGGGAAGCAAGGUGAUCCCGGACCAGUUGGUUACCAAGGAAUGAAGGGGGAAAAAGGUCUUCGAGGAGACAAGGGCUCAAGAGGUGCAAAAGGAGCCAAGGGGGAGAAGGGCAAGCGUGGCAUUGAUGGAAUUGAUGGCAAGAAGGGUGAACAAGGAUUUCAUGGAUUGUCAGGCUGCAAAGGAUCCCCAGGAUUUGAUGGCUUACAAGGCCCUCCUGGACCAAAAGGAGACCCUGGAUCUUAUGGACCCAAAGGAGUAAAGGGAGAACCUGGACUUGAGGGAGCACCUGGUAGGCGUGGGGUCCCUGGAGCCCCUGGAGAAAAAGGUACAUCUGGAGAGCCUGGAUCCCCUGGGGAGAAAGGAGAAAUGGGAGAUGAGGGAAAUCCUGGCCCAGAUGGCCCUGUUGGAGAGAGGGGUGGCAAUGGAGAAAGAGGACCACCAGGUGUCCCUGGCAACAGAGGGCCAAGAGGAGACAAGGGUGAACCAGGGCCACAGGGUGACCAGGGCCGAGAAGGACCUUAUGGACCACCUGGAGAACCUGGUGCAGCUGGGCCACCUGGACCUAAGGGAUAUAGAGGAGAUGAGGGACCUAAUGGACCAGAGGGCCCAAAAGGAUUACCUGGACCACCUGGAUUACCUGGUGACCCUGGCUUGAUAGGUGAAAGGGGAGAAGAUGGCCCGCCAGGAAAUGGCACUGCUGGUUUUCCUGGCUUCCCAGGAUAUCCUGGUGACAGAGGUGCUCCUGGGAUCAAUGGUUCCAAAGGCUAUCCUGGUCCAAAAGGUGAUGAAGGAGAGAUUGGAGACCCUGGGAGGGAAAGCAACACAACAGGAACCAGAGGCGUGAAAGGAGCCAAAGGGUACAGAGGACCAGAGGGCCCUCCAGGACCUCCAGGACCCAUAGGCCCUCCUGGACCAGAUGAAUGUGAAAUUUUAGAUAUCAUCAUGAAAAUGUGUUCUUGCUGUGAAUGCAAGUGUGGCCCUGUUGAUGUGCUGUUCGUUUUGGAUAGUUCAGAGAGCAUUGGCUUACAAAACUUUGAGAUCGCUAAGGAUUUCAUUGUUAAGGUCAUUGACAGACUGAGCAAGGAUGAACAUGUGACGUUUUCCCAAGGGGAAUCCCAUGUUGGUGUUGUGCAAUACAGCCAUGACAAAACUCAGGAACUGGUGGCCAUGGGAGACAGAAACAUUGAUAGCGUUGGGGCUCUCAAAGAGGCUGUGAAGAAUCUGCACUGGAUUGCUGGCGGCACCUUUACUGGGGAAGCCCUUGAGUUCACCAAAGAUAACUUGGCGCAGCGAUUUACCUCUGACAAGAGAGUGGCCAUAGUCAUCACAGAUGGGCGGUCGGACAUACUUCGGGACAAAACACCACUUGAUACUCUCUGCAAAGCCAACACCCAGGUGGUUCCCCUGGGCAUUGGUGACAUUUACAGUGCUCCUCCAAACCCUGAGCAAUUAUCAUCUAUUUCCUGUGGAAGAAACUCUGUUUAUCGAGACAACUACGCUGAGCUGCUUGAUGACACUUUUCUACAGAACAUAACUGCUCAUAUAUGCAAAGAAAAGAAAUGCCCAGACUACACAUGCCCAAUUUCUUUCGCUGAUUCAGCUGAUCUCACACUCCUUGUUGAUAGUUCGACCAGUGUUGGGAGCCGUAACUUCAAUAUCACCAAGACGUUUGUGAAACGCCUUGCAGAACGAUUCCUGACUGCAGCCAAACCGGAGGGUAAUGCUGUGCGCGUCUCUGUGGUCCAGUACAGUGGCAAAAACCAGCAGAAACUGGAAGUGCCAUUUGGAGAGAACUACACCGUGAUUGCUGAUACUAUUGACAAAAUGGAGUUUAUUAAUGAUGCCACAGAUGUGAACGCAGCCCUGAACUAUGUCACAGACCUGUACAGGCGUUCUUCCACUCCUAGAACCAAGAGGAAGGUGUUAAUUUUCUCUGAUGGCAACUCUCAAGGCAUAACCAGAAGUGCGAUUGAGAGAGCAGUUCAGCAGGCUCGACAGGCAGAAAUUGAAAUUUAUGUACUAGCAGUUGGCACGCAAAUCAAUGAGCCUAACAUACGUGUGCUUGUUACUGGGAAGACAGCUGAAUAUGAUGUGGCCUAUGGAGAGCGCCAUCUCUUCAGGGUGCCUGAUUACCAGUCUUUGCUGAGGGGGGUAUUCUAUCAAACUGUCUCCAGAAGAAUAGCUGUAGACUGAGGAACAGGAGUUACAGAUUCUAUAUUUUCAGAAAUAAAAUGUUAGCUACCGAUGGAACCCAUGUCUUUAGACAAAGCCAUAGUCCACUUGUGCCCUUUCAGCACUGUCCCUACCUGUUUUCUUUAUUCUCCAUGAAUUCUUUCAACCUGCAGAGGAAAAUGAAGGCUGAUUUAUUCCUGCAUUUGUUGGUAGUGUUCCGAAAAGUCUGUUUUCACAGCAUAUUUAACAAAGAUAACCUGGGUGGAUAAGGAAUGCACUAUUCUCUUCUCUGAGAUUUCACAUGGAUGUUCAGAUCUUUUUCAUAAAAUAUCCCCUUACUUCACUGCUAAAAUGUUUUUUAACCUGUCUGUUCUUUUGUUUUGUAACAAGAAAGAUACAAAGUAAUGAUUCUUGUUUAGACUAGUCAUUUCUGGAAAAAUGACAUUGCCUCACAAAAAUAAGGGACAUUUAUUGAGAUACCUGUUGCUCUCCAAGACGAAUAUAGAAGUUAUUAAACUGUUAUUUCAGGUAUGCAGUCCAGUUCAGAGCGAAUUAUUUUAACAGGAAUUAAACCAACAGCAUCUCACCCAAACUAGAGCCUAGGCAUGAAGGAAGCUACAGAUGAAUCAUUCAGCUAUGUUGUUAUUAAUACAUGUGUCUUGAGAUUGGGCAUCUCAACUUCAGAGGUCCCUCUCCUUUCCAACGUGAUGGUCAAUGUAGGUGCUACCCCACUCACACCCAUAGCUUGAGGUUUACAUUACUGUUUUGUUUCCCCCACCCUUCCCAAAUCUGGUGUCCUCCAGGUGCUUUGGGUGACCAUCAGACACAGGCGGGGUUAGAGAUCAUGAGGAUUUUAACCCAAAAUACCUCUAUGGUACCAUGCUGUGGGAAGCCAGUUUUCAAGUCAUUCUUGAAAAGUUGGACAGGUUUGGACAAGUUUAAUUCAAUAUUUCCAAUGGUGCUCUAACUAUGAAUUUCAUAUGCUUAAAAAAGGAAACUUUUCAAGAUUGUCGCUUUUGUUGUUUUAUAAUCAGUAUUCAUUUUACCACUUCAUUUUAUUUUAUUCCUGUGUUUUACUGACAGCUGUUCAUUUUGAAAUUUAUUCAAAUAAAUUGUUUUCCACAGA
This is a messenger RNA of Varanus komodoensis (Komodo dragon), 4454 nucleotides long. RefSeq names its product collagen type VI alpha 1 chain (gene COL6A1). The record is from RefSeq and is a predicted model, not a curated record. NCBI's taxonomy places the organism in Eukaryota, Metazoa, Chordata, Lepidosauria, Squamata, Varanidae. Bases 296 to 3349 code for a protein of 1017 amino acids. The transcript is spliced from 35 exons.